This is a messenger RNA of Aplosporella prunicola CBS 121167, 1187 nucleotides long. RefSeq lists its product as uncharacterized. Gene Ontology annotation, biological process: ubiquitin-dependent protein catabolic process; positive regulation of proteasomal ubiquitin-dependent protein catabolic process; protein polyubiquitination. Gene Ontology annotation, cellular component: ubiquitin ligase complex; cytoplasm. Lineage: Eukaryota; Fungi; Ascomycota; Dothideomycetes; Botryosphaeriales; Aplosporellaceae. Bases 69 to 1052 code for a protein of 327 amino acids. Gene Ontology annotation, molecular function: ubiquitin protein ligase activity; ubiquitin conjugating enzyme binding; zinc ion binding. The transcript has 2 exons. The record is from RefSeq and is a predicted model, not a curated record.
AACUUCUCGCAAGUACCAGUGUCUGCUAACAAUUUUCGCCCAUCAAACGACACAGAUAACGAACAAAGAUGUCAGAAAGUUCUUAUUUCUGGUGGCAAACCCUUCCGGACAUGUGGGAGAUGAUAUCACUAGAACUCCAACUCAAAAUGCACCAAAACCAGAGGAAAAAUGGCCCCAAAGGCACAGCGCCUAGCUACUGGGAGCUGGAGCUGGAAAAACGCAAGCAGGAGCUCGACAUGAAGAUUUGUCGGCGUGGAACAGGACGAGUAUUUGCCGCGGGCAUGGAGCAAACGAGGGUUGCAUUUAGACCUGAUCAGAGACAUAUACAACGUACCGGCCUAAGAUUCAGCGAGAGAACGUCACGGACAAUCACGCCGUUGUCGCUGGCGUCACGGUACCCCAGAACAACAGGGAAGACAUUCAGGACUGGCACGAAGAAGGAUACAAAGAUGCCGGUCGACGGACAGUGCGCCGCAUGCUGCGAAUCACAUAGGCACGACAUGGUGCUGCUACCUUGCGGACACGAGUACUGCAAACACUGCAUCGACCAGAUUUUCCGGGUCGCAAUCUCGGACCCGACGCAUUUCCCUCCGCGCUGCUGCACACAAAUCAUCCCAAGGGUCACGGUGAGCCGGAUCCUGCCCGCGGAAACCCUGAGCGCAUUCGAGCAGAAGCAGACGAAGCUGAACACGCCAAAUUGCACUUACUGCCACGAGCCGAGUUGUGGCGCCUUCAUCCCUCCGCAAAAAGGCUCUUCCUCCUACACUAGCGAUGUCGCUGAGUAUACGGCCUGCGGCAGGAGUACGUGCACAACCUGCAAGGCAUCGGCGCAUGUUGGCGACUGCCCGAAGGACACUUCGCUGCAGCAGUUACUGCACGCGGCAAAGGAGAACCAAUGGCAACGUUGCUAUAAGUGUAGGCGGCUUGUGCAGCUUGCAUAUGGAUGCCUUCAUAUAACAUGUCUCUGCGGCGCGCAUUUCUGCUACCUUUGCGGACAUGUCUGGAAUACGUGCGAUUGUGAUUUAGGCGGCCAGCAUCGCUUGCUCGAUUGAUAAUUAGAGCUGUGGAGGUUUUGGGCCGGAAGCCUUUGGACAAGGACACGGGCCGCAGGACUUUGCAGGGUAGUUUUUGUUGGGUUUUCAAGGCAACAAGCUUGCGAUGAAAGGACCACUGUGUUCUGAUCCAGC